UUGCAGUACGUAGCCCUACAAAAUUUCCGCGAAAAAGAGUUGCGAUCGCUGGUCAACCUCAAUUACACCGUGACAGUAUUCCAAAAAUAAGUUGUUAAUGUGUUAACCAGCAAGAGUUAUGGUUUCAAUAAGCCCCGUCGCGCACAAACUCUUAAGUUACGUGCCGUUUAUUCUUGUUUUGAUUGACCUGCGGUACGAAGGGGUGCAUUGUGGGAAGAGUGGUGAUGUGGAGAGUCACUUGGAAAUGGGCAAAAAGCUUCUGGCUGCUGGUCAGCUGGCUGACGCUCUGUCCCACUUCCAUGCUGCAGUAGAUGGGGACCCGAAAAACUAUCUGGCCUAUUACAGAAGAGCAACAGUUUACCUGGCCAUGGGAAAGUCCAAAUCUGCACUGCCAGAUCUGAGUAAAGUCAUUGAACUCAAACCAGAUUUCACAGCAGCAAGACUUCAGAGGGGAAAUCUACUCCUGAAGCAGGGAAAGCUGGACGAGGCAGAAGGAGAUUUCAAGAAAGUGCUCAAAUCUAGCCCCGGCGAUAAAGAGGAGAUGGAAGCCAAAGCUCAGCUGACAAAGUCGGACGAGAUUCAGCGGUUGGUGGCUCAAGCGCAGAAGGACUUCGCGCGCCAGGAUUACAGCUCGGCCGCGGCCCGCUUGGACACGAUCAUUGAGACGUGUGUGUGGGAUGCAGCUUCCAGAGAGCUCCGAGCAGAAUGCUUCAUCCAGAUGGGCGAGAUGGGGAAGGCCAUCAGCGACCUGAAAGCUGCCUCCAAACUAAAGAACGACAACACUCGGGCUUUCUACAAGCUAAGCACCAUCUACUACCAGCUAGGAGACCACGAAAUGGCACUCAAUGAGGUGCGUGAGUGUUUGAAGCUGGACCCCGAUCACAAACAGUGCUUCAGCCACUACAAACAGGUGAAGAAGCUGAACAAACAGAUAUUGUCUGCGGAAGAGCUCAUCCAGCAGCAGAGGUAUGCAGAUGCAGUGAGUAAGUAUGAGUCUGUGAUGAAAACAGAACCACACGUACCCCACUACACCCACCAGGCCAAGGAGCGGAUCUGCCACUCUUUGUCCCAGAAUCAGCAAGCCACAGAGGCCAUCGCGAUGUGCAGUGAAGUUCUGAAGUCAGACCCUGAGAAUGUGAACGUGUUGAAGGACAGAGCGGAGGCCCUCCUGCAGGAUGAACAGUACGAUGAAGCAAUUCGGGACUACGAGAAGGCCCGCGAGCACAGCGAGAACGACCGCCAGAUCAAGGAGGGGCUGGACCGGGCACAGCGUCUCCGCAAGCAGUCCCAGAAAAGGGAUUACUACAAAAUCUUGGGAGUCAAGAGGAACGCUCAGAAGAAGGAGAUCAUCAAAGCCUACAGGAAGCUGGCCCAGCAGUGGCACCCCGACAACUUCCAGGAUCCCGACGAGAAGAAGAGGGCAGAGAAGAAGUUCAUUGACAUUGCCCAAGCGAAGGAGGUGCUUUCUGACCCCGAGAAGAGGAGCAAGUUUGACCAAGGUGAGGACCCCCUGGAUCCAGAGAGUCAGCAGGGCGGGGGUCACCAUCACUUCCACGGGGCGUGGGACACCUUUCAGGGAUUCAAUCCCUUUGGGUCUGGGCCCUUCAACUUCAAAUUCAACUUCAACUGACACCGCUGCCUCUCAGCACAGCCGGGACCAGCCUGUCCUCACAACCCUUCAUCAGAGAGGGAACGUUCCAUUGGAAUGGGAACCAUAUCCGGCCCUCAAUAACAGUAAUUGUACUCAGGUGCAUACUUGCACAUCCUCCCCGACCACUGCAGUGCCAUUUCUGAAAAUGUCAUAACUGCCAUAAAAUGGUGUCCAUGCUGUGGAAAGACAGUCAUGCCUGAAGGACCGUUUGUCCAGCUAGACUUGUCAUUUUGCUGCAGUCCUAAAUAUCCCCAUGUUAUGUAAGAAACUUUUGACAGCUGAAGGACCUGGGCAAAGCUCUUCCCAAGCCUUUACCUGUAUGCUUUACCUUCUGAAGGGUG
Messenger RNA from Megalops cyprinoides (Indo-Pacific tarpon), 1992 nucleotides. It is a transcript of the gene dnajc3a, whose product is annotated as DnaJ (Hsp40) homolog, subfamily C, member 3a. The transcript has 12 exons. Gene Ontology annotation, cellular component: endoplasmic reticulum. The coding region runs from base 119 to 1630 and encodes 503 amino acids. Lineage: Eukaryota; Metazoa; Chordata; Actinopteri; Elopiformes; Megalopidae. Gene Ontology annotation, molecular function: misfolded protein binding; protein-folding chaperone binding. The record is from RefSeq and is a predicted model, not a curated record. Gene Ontology annotation, biological process: protein folding in endoplasmic reticulum.